AUGGAACCGGAUUCACAGUCAGUCGUGGACCCCAACAUGGAGGAGCUGUUCAGCCUUUUCUUGGACGAAGAUAGCGACCCAGAUGUCGGGGGCGGGAACGUGAGCGUGACGCUCCAUAAUAACGACCUGGAGAUUCAGAAGUUACCCACCCCUGGCUUGCGGCCGACCAAACAGCCGUUCCACUACCAGAUCCGCGACACCAGCCACAAGGCCUUCUACCUGCGGGACAACAGCCUGGUGGCCGCGAACCUGCAGGGCGAAAACGCCAGCCAGGAAGAGAAGGUCAGCGUGGUCCCCAACAGAAGGCUGGAGCGCAAGAGGUGUCCCCUGAUCCUGGGCAUCAAAGGCGGAAGCCAGGGCCUGUCUUGUGGAACAGCCGAGCAGCCCCGGCUGCAGCUGGAGGACAUGCACCUCAUUGAGCUCUUCUACAAGGAUGAGGAGGCCAAGCGCUUCACCUUCUUCAAGACCUACAACGGCAGCACGCAUCACUUCGAGGCCGCUGCCUACCCGGGCUGGUUCCUCUGCACCUCAGCCCAGGACAACGAGCCCAUCAGCUUCACCACCCGCCCAGGGGAAGCUGCCAUCACCGACUUCUACUUCCAGCCCAAAUAG
Molecule: messenger RNA, 612 nt
Organism: Emys orbicularis (European pond turtle)
Lineage: Eukaryota; Metazoa; Chordata; Testudines; Emydidae
Product: interleukin-36 receptor antagonist protein-like
Exons: 4
Coding region: 1-612 (203 amino acids)
Biological process (GO): cellular response to lipopolysaccharide; cytokine-mediated signaling pathway; positive regulation of gene expression
Molecular function (GO): interleukin-1 receptor binding; cytokine activity
Source: RefSeq, a predicted model, not a curated record